Messenger RNA from Hippopotamus amphibius kiboko, 377 nucleotides. RefSeq names its product small ubiquitin-related modifier 1-like. NCBI's taxonomy places the organism in Eukaryota, Metazoa, Chordata, Mammalia, Artiodactyla, Hippopotamidae. Gene Ontology annotation, biological process: protein sumoylation. Gene Ontology annotation, cellular component: nucleus; PML body. Gene Ontology annotation, molecular function: protein tag activity; ubiquitin-like protein ligase binding. The transcript has a single exon. Bases 1 to 306 code for a protein of 101 amino acids. The record is from RefSeq and is a predicted model, not a curated record.
AUGUCUGACCAGGAGGCAAAACCUUCAACUGAGGACAUGGGGGAUAAGAAGGAAGGAGAAUAUAUUAAACUCAAAGUCAUCGGACAGGAUAGCAGUGAGAUUCACUUCAAAGUGAAAAUGACGACACAUCUCAAGAAACUCAAAGAAUCAUACUGUCAAAGACAGGGAGUUCCCAUGAAUCCACUCAGGUUUCUCUUUGAAGGUCAGAGAAUUGAUGAUCAUCACACUCCAAAAGAACUGGGAAUGGAGGAAGAAGAUGUGAUUGAAGUUUAUCAGGAACAAACAGGGGGUCAUUCAACGGUUUAGAUAUUCUUUUUAUUUUUUUUUCUUUUCCCUUAAUCCUUUUUUAUUUUUAAAAAUAGUUCUUUUGUAAUGUG